This is a messenger RNA of Polyodon spathula (Mississippi paddlefish), 1494 nucleotides long. Its product is annotated as N-lysine methyltransferase KMT5A-like. NCBI's taxonomy places the organism in Eukaryota, Metazoa, Chordata, Actinopteri, Acipenseriformes, Polyodontidae. The transcript has 7 exons. Bases 370 to 1311 code for a protein of 313 amino acids. Gene Ontology annotation, molecular function: protein binding; histone H4K20 methyltransferase activity. The record is from RefSeq and is a predicted model, not a curated record.
UACCCUAAAUAUAAUUCAAAAUAGGUGUGCAUUGUAGCAGUAUUUGACACAGUGCUUGUUUUUUUGUAACAUUUAAUUUGAAUGUUUCUUGUGGUGCAGUAUAGUAAACGGGUUACUCUUGUGCAGUGCAGUGAAGGCCCUUUAAAUGUGACGUGGUUUAUUGUACUGGGUCUCAAACAUGGCGGAGGAGAGGGACUGCAUACACUGUUUUAGUUGAAGAAAGUACACCGCAGUAGUUCACUGUAAACUGUGUGAAAUGUCUUAACCUUUGUUUAAGGAAAGGCGAGCACCUCUGUCCCCAGUAAAGGUAAAGCCGACGACGCUACUCAGACCACAGAGGAGAAAGGGACAAAGGAAAACACGCCCGAAAUGAACCGGGAUAUCAUUUUAAAUGGCCAUCCUUCAAUACGCAGUUUCUUGAGUCCAAGCAAGUCUGGUAAUAAACGCUGCCCACUUCAAGAUGAAAACUCUACCACUCCUAGUAAUGAAGCAAUGUGUCUAGGAAAAUGUGCUGUAAAAAAUGAAACGCAGAAGAAAGACCAAGAGAAAAAGAAAACUAUAAAUGCCGACGCUACUAAAUUUGAAGAGAAGGAAGCAAAACAGUGUAACGGAGCAGUCGCUGUCAUUGCAAGUAAAACAGAAUGUGUAGCUGCUUCCGUACAUUCCAACACAGACGUCUCUACGCAAAACGGUGCUGACCGAUCCAAUGUGAAGAGAGAGACUCCCCGCAAGGUCAAAGCAAAACAGUCGGCACGGAGAGGAGCUGAGAGCAAAGGUUCCCAAAACCGGAAAGUAACAGACUAUUACCCAAUCAGAAGAAGCUCUAGGAAAAGCAAAAAAGAGUUGCAGUUUGAGGAAAAGAAACAUAUUGAUGAAUUAAUCAUAUGUGGGAUAGAAGAUGGAAUGAAGGUUGAACACAUUGAAGGAAAAGGGAGGGGCGUGUUUGCUACUAAACCUUUCCAGAGAGGAGAGUUUGUAGUGGAGUAUCAUGGAGACCUUAUUGAGUUUACGGAUGCUAAGAAAAGAGAAGGAAUGUAUGCACAAGACCCCACUGCUGGCUGCUAUAUGUACUACUUCCAAUACCUGACUAAAACAUACUGCGUGGAUGCUACAAACGAAACCAGUCGUCUUGGACGACUAAUAAACCACAGUAAAAACGGAAACUGUCAAACCAAACUUCACGACAUUAACGGAAUACCUCACCUGAUACUUGUUGCCUCUCGUGAUAUAGAAAAAGACGAGGAGUUGCUUUAUGACUAUGGCGACAGAAGCAAAGCCUCACUUGAAGCGCACCCCUGGCUCAAACAUUGAUGUAUAUCCUCUUGCUGUAAUCCAAUAUGUUGUGAAGGGAAUGUGCUAAUGAUCUUACAUACUUUAAAGAAUUGGACCAUUUUAAAAUCUUAAAUUGCUUUUUGCAGAUUAAAUUAUUAAAAUAAAAAAGAAAACUUAAAUGAUCGCCCAUGGUCAUCAGUACUUAUAUAUAUUUCAAAGUAG